Thalassophryne amazonica is the source of this 1531-nucleotide messenger RNA. RefSeq names its product 3-hydroxy-3-methylglutaryl-CoA lyase (gene hmgcl). Gene Ontology annotation, molecular function: hydroxymethylglutaryl-CoA lyase activity. Gene Ontology annotation, biological process: L-leucine catabolic process; ketone body biosynthetic process. The record is from RefSeq and is a predicted model, not a curated record. Lineage: Eukaryota; Metazoa; Chordata; Actinopteri; Batrachoidiformes; Batrachoididae. The coding region runs from base 38 to 1039 and encodes 333 amino acids. The transcript has 9 exons.
AAGAAGAAAGGUGACGUCACAUCCUGUUUGGUCUGUCAUGGCAGCCAUAGUCAACAGAAAGUGUUUUAGCUUCGUUAUGCGUCAACAAUAUUUAUCUUUUAGCGCCGCGGCAGCGCUCAAAUCUGUUGCUGCGAGAAGUCUGCAUCUUCCUCAAAGGGUAAAAAUCGUGGAGGUUGGACCCAGAGACGGUCUGCAGAAUGAGAGGACCAUUGUACCAGCAGAGACAAAAAUUCAUUUGAUUGACAUGCUGUCAGAAUCAGGGCUGCAGGUCAUUGAGGCCACCAGCUUCGUGUCGCCAAAAUGGGUUCCACAGAUGGCAGACCAGGUGGAGGUGAUGAGGGGGAUACGGAGGAAACCAGGAGUGUCUUACCCAGUCCUGACACCCAACCUGAAGGGCUUCCAGGCAGCUGUAGGGGCGGGAGCUUCAGAGGUCGCCAUAUUUGGUGCAGCGUCUGAGCAAUUCAGCAAAAAGAACAUCAACUGCUCAGUGGACGAGAGUUUGCAGCGCUUUGAAGAGGUCAUGAAGGCCGCUAAAGAGGCUCGUGUGCCUGUCAGAGGUUAUGUGUCUUGUGUUCUUGGAUGUCCGUAUGAAGGCAAAGUGGCGCCUGAAAAAGUUGCACAUGUGGCGAAGCGUCUCUACUCCAUGGGCUGCUACGAGGUCUCCCUGGGUGACACCAUCGGCGUGGGGACUCCAGGUGGGAUGAGUGAAAUGCUGGAGGCUGUGAGCAGAGAGGUGCCGGUCGGCACUCUGGCAGUGCACUGCCACGACACCUACGGCCAGGCACUAGCUAACAUCCUCGUGGCUUUGCAGAUGGGUGUCAGUGUGGUCGACUCUUCAGUAGCAGGACUCGGCGGCUGUCCCUAUGCCCAAGGUGCUUCUGGGAAUGUGGCGACUGAGGACGUGGUCUAUAUGCUGCAUGGACUUGGGAUUCACACAGGAGUGGACCUGUCCAAGCUGAUGGAUGCCGGAGCUUUCAUCUGUCGAAGCCUCAACAAAAAGACCAACUCCAAAGUGUCCCAGGCAACCAGUAAACUUUAGGCAAACUCUCUCAAAGACUGUAGAGCCAACCUCCACCCCCAGUUCUACCAGUGAUUGUCUUAGUUUGACUGUUCAUUUAUGAGUAUGAAAACUAGUAUUUGGUUGGUACUUAUGCUGAUACCUUCUUCUAUUUAAGAAGAAAAAAAAAACAAAUAGUUAUGUGUUGAUUGUAUGACAGUGGACCUUAAAUGUGCCUUAUAUACGGUCAGUCACUAUCUGUGCCAUGACCUGAGGUGUUUCAUUUCAUUGUUAGUAACAUUGUUAUUUAGUUUAGUUUUUUUUGUUGUUGUUGUUUUCCUUGAAUUGGACAUCUGUGAGUCAACAUUUCCUUCUAGACAUGAGAUGAGGCAAAGUACAAAGAAACCUAUAUUUUGGUAUCAUACAAGAUAUAUCGGACCGGGAGUGACAUGUUUAGCCGCCUGUUCUCCUUGAAUUGCUGGCUGUCUGAGUGGUGUCCAAAAAAUGAGGUGGGCUUCAUAGAUAAUUGGCAAA